Molecule: messenger RNA, 2591 nt
Organism: Galleria mellonella (greater wax moth)
Lineage: Eukaryota; Metazoa; Arthropoda; Insecta; Lepidoptera; Pyralidae
Product: cAMP and cAMP-inhibited cGMP 3',5'-cyclic phosphodiesterase 10A-like
Exons: 14
Coding region: 206-2545 (779 amino acids)
Biological process (GO): negative regulation of receptor guanylyl cyclase signaling pathway; signal transduction
Molecular function (GO): protein binding; 3',5'-cGMP-stimulated cyclic-nucleotide phosphodiesterase activity
Source: RefSeq, a predicted model, not a curated record
UCAAUUGACAAAUAACAAACCUGGUACCAUAGACUUAGUAUAAUAUAUACUUCAUAAUCUAAGUUUAUUACUAUACCUACUUAUUUCAUAAGCCUCACUUUAUUCGUUUCUACAUUCAAAUAAAGAACUAAUAUCUGUCAACUGACAAAUCAACAAACCUAGUGUUGUUGAUAAGUCAUAAUAUAAUAUAUAAUUAUACUAAAUCAUGUACGAUCCAACACCAAAAAAUGCUAAAUCAAAAAAAAGCAGACUCGAUACGAUCAAUCAAAACGAGGAGGGCAAGCGUCCUAAUGUCUCCAAAGUGCAUUCCCACUUUCUAGUUCCCUCCGAGAAGUUGGAUAAAGUGACCAGACGAGUCAUCGCUCCUUAUGCUCAGAUAGAGAGGAAGGGAUUGAAAGACGAGGAAUAUAGAGAGGGGCGAUAUUUAGAUAUAAACAGAUUCAAUGUCUUCUUGGAAGACACUGUGGAUCUCGACUCAUUGCUGUACGAAACGGCUAUGGUCUUAAAAACGAUUACUGAUAGUUCUGGCGUUUUCGUCUACAUUGUAGACACGUUAAAAAAUGAAAUCGUAAUGAUGCCACACAACACCAAGCUACCAGAACGUCAUGAAGUUAAUAUACCUAUUGAGGAAGGUAAAGUAGCGGCUGCCCAUGUGGCAGCAACCAAAGAGUUUCUACUUCUAGAAGAUGUGCAGCGUGACCGGAGGUUCGCGGAAGGUCUCAAGUGGGUAGAUGCAAAGGUCGCACUACUGAUGCCAGUGGUGAAGCCUGACGGAGAGUGUUAUGCUGUGCUGGAAUUGUAUAGAACUUCCACAGAAGUUUAUGACGAAAACGUCGUGUAUACAGUGGUGAGUGUAGCGUGCUGGGCCGGCGCUGCGGUCCACCAGGCGCAAGCGAGGGUCACUCUGCAGAAGACUGCCCAUCUUAAUUGCGAACUGCGCACGCUGCUGCAAAACUAUUUCUGCGACUUGGCCUCCAUUGACACAAUGCUAACCGAUAUGUUGGCCAUAGUGAAGUCGUUUAUGGGCGCCAUGAGGAGCAGUUUUUUCAUCAUCGACAGAGAUCACGUCGGUGAAAACAUACAAGCUGACAUGUGGGAUGAUGGAUGGACAUCGGAGAAGACCACCAUGCCAAAAAAGAGAUUAAAAAUAAAUCUAAGCCAAGAACAAACUCCAGCAGGCUAUGUGGCCAGAACAGGAGAGUCACUAAACGUGCGAGACGCAUACAUAGAUCCCCGGUUCGUGAAGGAAAUAGACCCAACAACGGGAACAGUCGUACGAUCAUGUCUCGCUGCACCGAUUGUAGACAAACAUGGAGUCAUUGGUGUAGUGCAAUUAACAAAUAAAAGUAAUGCGCUGCCAUUCAACGCAGAAGAUGAGACUAUAUUUAAAGUAUUCAUCAGUUAUUGCUCCCUGAUAGUGCACUUUUACCAUAUGCAACAAAAGAAGAUUUAUCACGAUAAUUUGAACAAAGUGUAUUCUGAUUUGAUGAGUCUACACCUGAAGCCUUGCAAACAUGACAUGGAAGAACUGAUAGAGACAAACGGUAUGGUACUGCCGCCUAACAAUUUCAAAUCUUACGAUUAUCACAUAAGCGACGGCAGCAAAGAAGACAUGCCAGGACUCAUCUGCUAUAUGUUCAUGGAGACAUUCGCAGACCGCAACUUCGACAGGAAUCAGCUGGCAGACUUCGUGUUCACAAUACUAAACUGCUACCGACACAAUCCGUACCACAACGCGGAGCACGCCUUCUAUUUCACCCACACCAUGUAUUUAAUACUGCUCAACAAUUCUGGAUACUUCGAUUUUGUAGAGACGGUAGCGCUGAUGCUGGCAGGGCUGUGCCACGACCUCGAUCACCCCGGCUACAACAACAACUUCCUAUCUCUCUGCAAACAUCCUCUAGCCCAAAUGUACAAGUCGUCCAUGCUUGAAUAUCAUCAUUACUUUCUUGCAAAGAAAAUUAUUGAGGACAAAAAUAUCCUCGCCAGGAUACCAGAUAUGGACCGUGUGCGUAUAAUGGAAGAGAUAAAGUACGACAUCUUGUGCACAGACCUGGCCGUCUACUUCCAGAUACGAGCCCAACUCACGCCUCUAGUCGCGGACCAUGCUUUUGACUGGACUGAUAACUCACAUCGGCGGAUGUUAAAGGGUAUAUUAAUGACAACGAGCGACUUGUCUGGUUGCUGCAAGCCCUUUGGUGUAGCGAAGGCAAUAGCCCAAUCAAUUUAUGCUGAGUUUUAUAAUCAGGGAGACAAAGAACGUGCUAUGGGCUACACGCCCCUCAGCAUGAUGGACCGGCGGCGGCGCGUCAACCAGCCCGCCGAGCAGAUCCAGUUCCUCUCCGUGGUGGUGCUGCCGUGUCUGAUGCUACUACAAAACAUAUUCCCCAAUACUGUGCCGCUCAUUGACAACUGCAGAAAAACCCAAGAGGCGUGGCACGAAGAGAUCGAGAUCAGAGGACAGAAGCUGUGGCGACAGGACGAUUCGCUGCCGAGCACUGCGCGAGGACAGUUCCUCAUCAACAAGUCUGAUCGAGAUAUAUAAUAAUUAUUAAAUCGUAGAUUAUAUAAAUAGAGUAUCGAGUCUCAAA